AUGAGCGUCCUUUAUACUAACCUAGAAGACUUGAUCGCCAAGAACAAUCACAGGUAUGAGGAAGCCAUAUUGGAUGACUUGGAGGCAGCACCCCAGAGUAUGUCUUUUCGAGGCUACCUCACACUCUCACAAGCUCUGCCGUGGUUUCAUUCUAAACUUUCAGAUCUUGAUGCUGAUGACUGUGAAGAUAUGUUGAAAAAGAUUAAAAGAGGAGCUGAUGCGGCCCAUGGUGAUGAUACUUCCACCCUUAAGGACCUCAUCGCUACCUGGGUUAAUCAGGAUUUUCACCUGUCGCCUCUACUCCGGUCUAACAACAAGCAGCUGCGCGGCUUCGCACAUGAUGUUUGUGGGAAUUUACUAUGCCCUACUGAGUGGGACUGGAAUGAUAACCGCGUGAAGGCCAGUAUUCACGAUAGAACAUCAGACUUCAUUGUAUUGGAAAAUUCCUGGCCGUGGUUCGUGUACGAGAACUACUCGUUCAAUGUUAGUGACCUAGAGAAAGGUCUUUUCAAGUCGAAAAUCCUCGUUCAGGCUUUCAAAGCCAUAUUUACAUCGCCAUCUUCUGCAAGAGAAGCUGAUGGCGAUGGCGAUGGUGCCGACAUCCUCGAGAAUAACAGGUGUGCUUGUCAGGCAUUAAAUCAAGUCAAGGUCAAAAUGUGUGUGGCCUCCAUUAUCAACAUGAAGAAAGUCACCCCUCGCUCCAUCGCUUAUAUUGUUUGUCAAGUUCGUUUUGUGCUAUCCAGUGUCUCAUCUUGGCACACCAUCGAUGGGGACUUCGACUAUGAAGGAUUCUGGAAUAAUAUUGUUGACUUCUUUGAGGAUCCCUGGCCCUGUUGCACAAUGAAGAUUUUUGGAAAAAAUCACCGUGAGGAUCUCACACCUGAAGUUGUGUCUCAGAUGUCUGUUACAGCGCUGGCAGAACAGAGAAGGGCACAAGAGGAUGCUGCAUUCAAUUCGGAGUAG
Molecule: messenger RNA, 963 nt
Organism: Suillus fuscotomentosus
Lineage: Eukaryota; Fungi; Basidiomycota; Agaricomycetes; Boletales; Suillaceae
Exons: 7
Coding region: 1-963 (320 amino acids)
Source: RefSeq, a predicted model, not a curated record